Molecule: messenger RNA, 1301 nt
Organism: Lipotes vexillifer (Yangtze River dolphin)
Lineage: Eukaryota; Metazoa; Chordata; Mammalia; Artiodactyla; Lipotidae
Gene: SLC35E2B
Product: solute carrier family 35 member E2B
Exons: 8
Coding region: 84-1301 (405 amino acids)
Source: RefSeq, a predicted model, not a curated record
AGCCCGCGCCCCGCCCAGUGCCACCCGCAUGGCCGCUGCCUCCGUCCCCGCGUCCCUGCCCUGUGCUGCCCGCCGCCCCUGAGAUGUCGGCAUCCGCUAAGCCCGCGGCCCUGGCAGAGCUGGCUCCGGGCCCCGGUGAGAAGCCAGGGGGACAGCCGCUCCUGGCCUGGGGCCCCGUGUUUGGCCACCGGAGUGAGAAGAUCGCAUUUGGCCAGAGCGAAGGGGGCCCCGACGAGCAGGUGCUCGCGGUCACCGUCACCGAGACGACCGUCAUCGCGGCGGACCUGGGCGUGUGGGGUGCCCGCGCCCUCAUCUGCCUCACGCUCUGGUUCUUCUUCAGCUUCUGCACCCUGUGUCUCAACAAGUACAUCCUGUCCCUGCUGGAAGGGGAGCCCAGCAUGCUAGGGGCCGUGCAGAUGCUGUCAACCACGCUCAUCGGCUGUGUUAAAAUAUUUGUUCCCUGCUGUUUGUAUCAGCACAAAACCCGGCUUUCUUACCCUCCCAACUUCAUCAUGACCAUGUUGUUCGUGGGUCUCAUGAGGUUUGCAACAGUGGUUUUGGGUCUGGUCAGCCUGAAAAAUGUGGCGGUGUCCUUCGCUGAGACGGUGAAGAGCUCGGCCCCCAUCUUCACUGUGAUCCUGUCCCGGACCGUCCUGGGGGAGCACACCGGGCUGCUGGUCAACCUCUCGCUCAUCCCUGUCAUGGGCGGCCUGGCGCUGUGCACGGCCACGGAGAUGAGCUUCAACCUCCUGGGGUUUUCGGCCGCCUUGUCCACCAACAUCAUGGACUGUUUGCAGAACGUUUUCUCCAAAAAGCUCCUCAGCGGGGACAAAUAUAGGUUCUCGGCCGCGGAGCUGCAGUUCUACACCAGCGCGGCGGCCGUGGCCAUGCUCGUCCCGGCCUGGAUCUUCUUCAUGGACUUGCCGGUGAUCGGAUGGAACGCGAGGAGCUUCCGCUACAGCCAGGACGUGCUGCUUCUGCUGCUGGCGGACGGCGUCCUCUUCCACCUGCAGAGCGUCACAGCCUAUGCCCUCAUGGGGAGGAUCUCCCCCGUGACCUUCAGUGUCGCCAGCACCGUCAAGCACGCCCUGUCCAUCUGGCUCAGCGUCAUCGUUUUCGGCAACAGGGUCACCAGCCUGUCAGCCGUGGGCACCGUGCUGGUGACAGCCGGAGUCCUGCUCUACAACAAGGCCAAGCAGCAGCAGCGGGAGGCCAUGCAGAGCCUGGCUGCGGCCACCAGCCAGUCCCCAGACAGCAGCCCUGAGCCGCUGCUCCCCCCGGACCCCCGGCCACACCACUGA